Emericellopsis cladophorae is the source of this 1152-nucleotide messenger RNA. Its product is annotated as putative transcriptional regulatory protein. The record is from RefSeq and is a predicted model, not a curated record. NCBI's taxonomy places the organism in Eukaryota, Fungi, Ascomycota, Sordariomycetes, Hypocreales, Bionectriaceae. The transcript has a single exon. Bases 1 to 1152 code for a protein of 383 amino acids.
AUGCGCAUAGGAAUACACAGCGAGCUACACAACAGCAGAUAUCCUGUUCUUCACGCUGAGAUGCGUCGACGCCUGUGGUAUUCCCUCAUCUUCUUCGACGCCCGGAUCAGCGAGCUUGCCAUGUACAAGAAUACUUGCCUCACCCCGACCUGGGACUGCAAGGCACCACUCAACAUCAAUGACCAUGAUCUUCGCGCAGGUAUGCGGGAGCCGCCGGUGGCGCAGUCAAAAACUAGCGAGGCUCUCUUCGUCGUGGUACGGAGCGAGAUUGCCAACUUCGUGCGUCACGCGUCUUUCUAUCUUGAAUUCACAACUCCAGCCCUCAAGGCAGUGGCGCGGGAGGUGGCGGAGGAGAAGCAAGUUGCAGACUUUGCAAAGUCAAUGGAGCGAGACUAUUUUGAUCAUUGUGAUCCUGGAAACCCACUUCACUAUCUCUCCAUCUGGAGCACGAGAUCGUUCUUGUCCAGGUCGCUCCUUCAAGAGCACUACGCUGCGUGCUCGAGCGGCGCAAAGACCACAUCUAAACAAGCAAACGACGCCCUUUCUCAUGCAAUACACAUGAUCGACUGUGAUACGCAACUGCACAAUACCGCCUUGGUCAAGGGAUUUCGGUGGUUCUUCCGUUAUCAGUUUCCAGCCAUUGGCUACUUCCACAUCAUCGAAGUUCUGAAGAAGGAUCCUACAGAUUCUGUCGCUAAACGCGCGUGGGACGUAAUGAGCGAGAACUACGAGGCACGUCAUGCAGCGGGCGACCACACCGACUUGAACGGGCCCUUUGUGAGACAUUUCACCAAACUUAUACUCGAGUUGUGGGACUCGACGCAGGCCACAGCACAGGAUGGAGGCAAGCACAACCCGGAGCCAAGGAUUGUGGAGCUCAUGUCCUCGAAAGCUGCGGGCCUAGGUCUACCAGGAGGUCCGGGAGGAGUAACAGGUGUCGGGGAAACCGAAGACACAAUGAGCACGUACAUGGACGAAUUCAUGUGGUCCAUGUCAGCAGGGUAUCCUCCACAGGACUGCACGUCUGGUCUCGGGCUACCGGGUUCAAUAGGCGGUAUGGUUUCCAGUCUACAAGAACAGGUGUCAAAUCCCAUUGGCGCUGAUUUGCAAACGCCCGCAUCAGCGCCGUGGAUGGCUGGCGGAUACUGGUAG